CCCCCUCCCGCCACCCCUCACCUCUCACCCUCUCUCUCUCUCUGGCGACCAUGCCGACCGAAGCCUAGGUCUUCCCUGCCGCCGGCCGCGCCCCUGGUCUAUCUCGCCGCCGGCCUGCUACCCCGGUGUACCUCGCCGCCGCACGCGAACUUUUAGGGUUUAUGGGUUGGAAUUAGAUUCAACUUUAGUUAAUUUGGUCUGUUAUUAUCCCAGAAGCUGCAAUGGCGGAAAUUGAAAAGCCGAAUAUCCAGAAGGCUACAUCAAGUGAUUACUGGAGUUUGGCCAGCAACCUGUAUCCAUCUGGUAAAUUUCCUAAGGUAUCAAUUGGCAUCCCAAUUCCAAGGCCAGGUUCUGUAUCAAGAAGCAGAGAUGCUGCUACUGUCCCUGCAUUCGAGAGGAACCCGUCUCAGGGAACUGAUGGAAGAUCUAGACCCCUGAAAGGUUAUAGUGCUUCAUUCCGGGUCUCACAAGAAGCUGCAAACCAUGGCGGAUCUGCUACAGAGGCACCCGAAGCCGCCCCUGUCAAGGCUUCUCUAUCACAACCUGAUGACCAUGCACGUGAGCAAACCAGAACCUUUUCCUUUGGAACAAGAAAAGAACAAGACAGCCAGCUCGACCAACUGCAAGAGACGCCCUUCGUGAAUUCACAAGGAAAGCGCCAAGUGGAAUCUGCAGAUAAAACCAAACCCAACAGCGAAGUUCUCAGGAUGAAGCUGUGGGAGAUCCUUGGUACAUCACAAACCAAGCAGACUGUUGCUUCACCAAACCCUGAAGACAAUGAGACACCUAACCAACCUAAAAGUUUAACUGCCAAUGGACCAUCUUCAGGGAACAAGAAGGUCUACACAUCACCUUUUCCUGAUAAUAUCAAGACACCUGAUCUGCUGAACUGUCAAACAGCUACCUAUGCAAAGAGUAAACCAUCCUCUGAUCCAAUUGAGUCAGAUUCUGAUACUCCACAAGUAGUUGAAAUAAGGCCUGUUACUCGCACCUUGGGUCGCAAGAAAGCACCAGCAGCCUCCAAGAAGCAGGAUAAGAGCCAGAGUGCAAAGAAACCAUUGUCUACUUCAUGUUCUGCACCCAAAAAGAAAACACUGGACAAUGUAUUUAUUAUUGAUGAGAAAUGCACAUCCAAAACUGCGGGGAAAUCUGCAAUUGGUAACUCUGGCUGCUUGAGAAAUCUUAGAAGCUCAACUAGGAAGGCUAAAGUAGAGCUUAAGAAGGUCCAUUGUUCUGACAUGAUUUCUGACGAGAUCACACCGGAUGAUAGGGGAGGACAGCUAUCUUCUAGAAAUGCACCAUCAGAGAAUAAAGGAGAGAAAACCACCUCCUUUUCUUCUUUGUCACGAACUGGGAAAACUGCUGAGAGCUGUUCUAGAAGCCCUACAAGGGAGAAACGGCUGAAUGGAAUGGCUAAAGUUGGGCCUCAGAAGAUGCAGUUUUCAGAAAAGUUGCUGCCCACGACACUGAAUGCGGGUGAAGAUAAGCUCUCUUCUCAGAAUAUUUCAUCAAAGAGCAAGGAAAAUUAUUCUUCAUUGCUGCACCGCAAGGAGAAUGCUAAUUUGAGCAAAGCUUCAGACAGAAGCCCCCAGGCACAUAAAGCAGCGGGAAAUAAUUUUAACUCGCCACCAUCUGGUGCUGCUAGUGCAUCACCUGAACCGAAAAUGUACCCAUGGGACAAUGAGGCAAAUCCCCAGGUAAAUGGUAAACUUGGAGAGAAGUUUGCCAGUCCAUUGGCAGGCAGAUUCAGAGACAUGCGAGAUGACUUUGUGAGUCCUACUUUUGCAACUAAUGUAAAUGGCUACCGCGAUAGAAGUGAAAUGCUACAUGAUGACACAUACAGCCCCAAGUAUCCAAAAAGUGUGAACAGGUCAAGAUCAAGUUCCUAUGCUUCUGAUCCAGGGUCUGAGCCAUUGGACGGGAUGGAUAAAACCGAUGAGUUACGUAACAGUGGAUCUCCUAAUCCUCCAGAAGAAAGCGAGGACAAAAAACAACCAAUUCUUUCACCCAUUCUGCCAACUGAAGAUGAAAUGGCUCAACUUUCUAUUCCAAGCUUUGGGAAAGGAUAUAAAUCUCGCAAAUGGCUUUCAGAUGUAGACAGCCCUGAUAAAUCUCCUCCAGAAAAUCUGGAUAGGAAGUCACAUCUAAAAGAGGGUAGAAGAGGCAAACGGCGCUUGCCUUCGCCAAUUCCUUUUGCCACUUCUGUUCAUUCAGGAACACAAGAAACUGUAAUGUCAGACAAAGAACCAGUGCAAUGCCCAGAUGACUACCUAACCAGGGCUUUUGAUCAGUUACUGCUGGUGCUGGGAAGGUUUCAAACCAAGAUCAAGUCUGAAACAAGAAACAAAAGUUCUGAGAUACUGGCAGGUACUGGAGAGAUAAUACGCCAGCACCUCGAGGGAGUUGAGGUGCAGAUGCAGGAUGAUGUGGAUAAGCUGGUCAAUGCAGGAAAAUCUAAAAGAAAGCGACUAGAAUCAACAUUUGAAGAGCAACAAGAACAGUUAAGGGUUCUUCAUGAGAAGUUUAAGGAGGAGGUUAAUCAGCAGUUGCUUGGUUGCAAGAACUCUCUUGAGGAAUUUGAAGCCUAUCACGCAGAGCUGAAGGGAGUAGCUGACAAGCAAAAAGCAUCACACAAGAAGCUCGUCCAACAUGCUGAGAGAACAGUUGCUUCUCAGCUCAACGACGCUGAAAUCAAAAUCUCGGAGGUUCAGAAGAGAGCCCGGAAGAAGAUGAAUGGCCUAAAACACGUACUCAAGGAGCUCAUCACCGAAACUGCAGAUUGGUCAAGUUCACCGCUACACAAGUAGAUAGAUAGAAGGCGAAACCAGUAGGGCACCAUGUCACAAACAGGUCCACGGCUCCAUUUUACAAAGGGUAUAGAAGGAUGGUGCCAGAACACAUGUAGAGUUCCUUACUUCCUUUGCUUACAGUUGCAGUUUGAACUCUGCCUUAGUACGAGCCUAUAUCCAUAAAUCUCCAUAGCAUCGUUUCACCUUCUCUACCAUUUUGAGUCGGUGACUCACUAACUUACCACCCAUUCAGGUUCCCUCUAGUAGUGUCUUAAACCAUGACGCAUUUCUUCAAUGAAUCGUUUCCUGACUUGAGUAAUGUAACAAUCCAGUACAAAAUCGCAAAUGUGCCAUGUGAACGCGAUAAUUAAAUCGAGUGUACUCGUCUGGUGGCA
Messenger RNA from Aegilops tauschii subsp. strangulata, 3184 nucleotides. RefSeq names its product meiosis-specific protein PAIR3. The record is from RefSeq and is a predicted model, not a curated record. Gene Ontology annotation, biological process: meiotic cell cycle. NCBI's taxonomy places the organism in Eukaryota, Viridiplantae, Streptophyta, Magnoliopsida, Poales, Poaceae.